AUGAAUGGUGGAAAAUACAGGAACGACGAGAUGUCUUGUCAAGUGGAGCAUGUCUCGCUAAAAUUCAUCAAAGAAGUGCGGCAAAAUCUAUGCUGUUUGCAGGUAGAGAAUAACACGAUGUUUAUAGCCCUCAAGACAGGGUAUUUGUUUAUCAUUGACCUAGAUGAUCCGGCUACUGUACAUUCAUUCAUGGUACCAAUGCUUGUAAACAAUCAAGAAAAGUUACUACAAAUAUGGGUGAACAAACAGGCCAGUUUGGUAUUGUUCAAGACGAACUUUGCUAAGUAUUAUGUGGGCCAUGUGGAUGGGAUUGUAAAUAGUUCGAGUAAGAGUGGGAAAAUUAGUACAUUGAAAAAGCUCAACAAGAAAAGUUGUGAUAUUCGGACCGUAGACUGGGGGUUUAGUGAAACGAGACUGUUAAUAGGAACGAAGGAAGGGAAAGGAUAUCAUAUUAACUUGGAACCAUGUGUUGCAAACGCAAGUAGUGACGCCCAACUCACAAAGGUAUAUAAUGCCGUGGAUAAUAUCGACGGAAUUAUGUUCAAUAAGGAAUACGGUGCAUUGCUUGUGGCAGGAUCUCAGAUAAUGUUCUGGGAUAAGGCACAGGUUGCAGACAGCGAUCCAAUUCAUGUGUUUUCUUCUGUAAAACCCACUGCUAGUGAGCAAUAUGAACAAAGUGAUAAGGAACUGGGCUCGAGAUUUUAUGUAUCGGGUAGCGUCUUUGCAUGGGUAACUCAAUCCGGAAUCGUGCUUGGAGACAUGAGAGACAAAAAGCCGUUACUGAGUGCGAAGGUUCUAUUGUACAUGGAACUACCAGCAUCAACGCAUAGGGUCAAAGAUGUGAAACUAACCAAUUACCAUAUUAUUUUGUUAAGAGGAUCAGAGCUUAUCGUGGUGAACCAAUUGACUAUGAAAAUUGUAUUCCAGGAAUCAAUAUUCAAUUCGAACGAUGUUGAAAAACUACACUCGUUAGCUGUCGACUAUAGUCAAUCGCCUCCAACUAUAUGGUGCCACUCCAGCUCCAAUGUAUAUGAACUUGUGAUGAAAGAUGAAAACAAAUCGGUUGUGAAACUGCUUUGUGAUAAUGGACGUUUCCAAGAAGCUUUAUCGCUUAAUGAUAUUCCUGUGGCAGAAAAGGAUUAUAUACAUGGGCUAUACGGAGAUUUCUUUUAUGAGAAAAAAGACUGGGUAAAUGCUGCACAGCAGUAUAGUCAAAUAAGGUUAUCUAACAGCUGUGGUUUAACAGCAUUGAAGUUCAUGAAGGAUGCGUCGCAAGCCGAAUCUCUUCAAAAAUUGUUGCAAAUAAAUUUAGAGAACACAAAGGACGUGUAUCAGGUUAAACAAGUUAUUCUAUCGUCUUGGAUUGUGCAUAAUUAUAUGAACCAAUUAAACAACAUUGACGAAAAGAUUAGUCGAGAUCCUUCAAAUGAAAAGUUGGCCAACGUUAAACGUGUUCUUGUUAAAGAUUUUGAGGACUUCGCAAGAACAAAUUUUAAUAAGUUCGACAGAGAAACCAUAUACCAAAUCAUUUCAAGACAAAACCGAAAGAAGGAGCUACUAUUUUUUGCCACUCUAGCGGAAGAUUACGAAUAUGUUUUAUCCUACUGGAUCAAACUGAAGAAUUGGUACGAAUCAUUGAAGUUGCUUUCGUUACUACAAGACCCAGAUUUAAUUUACAAGUAUUCGAGUAUAUUAUUGAUCAGCUCACCAGAUACAACUAUUAACACGUGGAUGCAAAUUUCAUCCCUCGAUCCAGUUCCAUUGAUCCCAGCUAUCUUAUCCUAUUUCACAAACUAUCAAAAGAAAAAGGCAGAAGGGGUUCGUUCUAAUAGUCAAAAUCACGGCGCAAAUUAUUUGAAAUGGUGUAUUCGGGAUCAACACAAUUCAACACCGAUUAUACAUAAUACUUUCAUAUACAUGAUGGUAGUGGAUAAAUCAAAUGAUAAGGAACAAGAAACUAUCCAAUUUUUGACAGGUUAUAGUAAAAAUUACUUUGACAAAGACUUCAUUCUAAGAUUAAGUUUACGCUAUGAAAGAUACGCGGUAGCCAUAUGUAUAUAUUCGGAACUAUCGCUAUUCGAAGACGCAGUAAAGUUGGCUUUGUCGCAUGAUAUGUUGGCUGCUGCAAAGGGAGUGGCCAGUAUGGUUGAAGAUAAGGAAUUGAAAAAGGCAUUGUGGUUGGACAUAGCAGCAGUCGUGAUUAAACAAGAUCAGGAUAUCAAAAGCACACUAACGAUGCUAAUUCAAGAAUCCGAAAAUAUUCUUUCUAUAAAAGAAUUGUUGCCAUUAUUUGACGAGUUCGUCACUAUAGCAAAUCUAAAGGAAGAAUUGGUCCGCAGCCUCGAAAAACACAGUAUGCAGGUUACAAAAUUGUCUCAAAACAUUCGUGACUCGCUAAAAAUCAAAAAUGAAAUUAAAAACGAUAUUUUACUCUUCAAAGACCGGUACGAAGCCUUAGAGCCAGGUGUUUCGUGCUCGUAUUGUUCCAAACCUUUACAGACAAGGAAAUUCUUUGUGUAUCCUUGUGGGCAUUCUAUCAACACUGAUUGUAUUAUAAAAAUCAUCAUGUCAUCUAAUCAAUUCACUUUAAAAGUAAAGAUUCAGAACAUGCAGAAACAACUUUCUCGUGAUAAAAACUCAGUAAAGCCCGAGGAGCUGGAUGAGCUUCUUUCCGCUCAAUGUCCACUCUGCAGCGAAAUUACAUUAAAUAGUAUAGAUGAACCGUGGGACCUAGACCAAAACGCUGCUGCCAAGUGGAAGUUAUAG
Messenger RNA from Kluyveromyces marxianus DMKU3-1042, 2766 nucleotides. RefSeq names its product tethering complex subunit PEP3 (gene PEP3). The coding region runs from base 1 to 2766 and encodes 921 amino acids. Lineage: Eukaryota; Fungi; Ascomycota; Saccharomycetes; Saccharomycetales; Saccharomycetaceae. Gene Ontology annotation, molecular function: protein-macromolecule adaptor activity; protein binding. The record is from RefSeq and is a predicted model, not a curated record. Gene Ontology annotation, cellular component: HOPS complex; endosome. The transcript has a single exon. Gene Ontology annotation, biological process: vesicle-mediated transport; intracellular protein transport; organelle fusion.